UCUUAUAGUAUAAAUAUAUGAUAAAUAUACAUCAUAGUUCUACAUAAAAAUCUCGGAAUCUACGACAGCACUUGGAGGUAUUCGUUUAAUGCAAUAGCCGAGCAGCUCCUCAUCUUCUGAAGACUUGUAUUACACUGUCUGCAUCGAAAGCAUACACUGCAGACCGCAUCGGUAUCGUCCGCACUAAUUAUUAUUAAAUAGCUUGAUCGCCACCCUCGAAGAAGUAGUUUAUAAUCUUCCCUCGAAUAUUCCUCCAAGAGAAUGCGUAAUUAUUAUCCGCAUCGAGAAACGCCAGCUGUGCUAUAACAAGGGGCCGCAUAGUGCAUAUUUUAGUUACAGCACACGCGUGUAAUACUUAGAAACGUAUUAUAGGUAAAAUCUGUUUUAAGCACACAACGGGAAGCACAAUCUCGAGCCAACAAAGAGAAUUGAAUAUAAUUCCGCGUUACGUGAAACAGAGUAUAUGAUUUAAGUACAUUGCGUAUAAAGUACUUCGAUUCGAUAGUUUUGCCGCGGUAUGUUAUAAAGCUAUGUACUUUGCGAGACUUCUCGUUUAAUAUUUCACGGCUUUUUUCAUUUCAAAUCCCUUUCCAAAGAGAAUUCUAAAUGUCGAGAUGGGAGGGACAAUGAUCGCGCGGAGGUUUCAGGGGUCAGACUGUAAACCAGAGGCGUAAUUCUGGCGCAGUUGGAGAUAGAGCACGGAACUGUUUGUUGAUCAAGACGGCUGGUGUGAAUACUCUGCGGUUCGAAAAAUUCUUGUCUUCUCGUCAAGAGAUUUUUUUCGUUUCCAGUGAGUACAAUAUUAUAAUUAAAGAAGAUUAAUUCCUUCAUUUUCAGAAUACAUCAAGCGAUAGCAUCAGCAUGUAAAACUCAUGGUCAUAAGCACUGGAUCCAAAAGAACCUUCGCUGACGUAGAUCUACGCUGUUUGAGAGAUAGAAAGAGUAUAAUUGCCAGCUAGAUAUAAUAUAUGCCACUUAAAGUGAAAUAAAAUAAAUUUGACUUUAAUAUACUCCGUAUGCAGAUUACCCGUCAUCGACGACUAAUCUUGACUUAAUUCAUGACUGAUGAUCACAUUAAUGGGCCAAAAUCUACGUAGCGCACAAUCUGGACACUGACAUGGGCAAUCCCGAGCACUGAUACCAUCUUUUAUCGACUAUUUACAAUUGUUAUGGGUUUGAUAGAGGUACUUGAGUCUCGCAAGAUCUUCUUAUGGAUCUGCGGCCUUUGGCCUAAGGAAUAUCAACAUAAACCGAAACUUAGCCAGAUGAAGCUUUACUUUAUUUGGUUCAAUAUGUUAAUGAUGUGCCUGCUCGUAUUUGCAGGUCUUGUUGCCAUUGCCACGCCCGAUAAUAUACCUCAGUUUUUGACGGAUUUUAUUGGAUUCGCUGCAGCAGCGUCUAAGCUUAUACCCUUCGUGCAUAAUAGAAAAAGAAUGAUGAAAGUGAUAAUGGAAACACUAAAGUUAGAAGAAACUUCGAAAUUUGAAAAUGACAAUGACCUCGAAAUCAUAAGAUCCUGGCGGCGUACUCGAGAUGGAGUUCUCAAAUAUCACAUGCGGAUUUAUGGCUUUAUAUCGGUUGCGUACUGUUUUCUACCAAUAAUUUCACAAGUCAACACUUAUCCUGCGCAGACAAUAAUCCAAGCCAGUUUAUUCGUUAGCCCAUGGUAUGAAUUUUUUUACGGGUUCCAUUGCGCUCAGCUGUUCUUGUAUUUGUUCAUAAUCAUAGCGACCGAUGGCUUGUCCAUGAUACUCAUCUUCAAACUGUGCGAAGAGCUGCAACGCUUCGAAUGCCUACUGUUCGAAAGGCAUCGAGCCGAUGAUGCAACGUUGAGCGAGAAAUACAAGAGCAGAGGUGAAUUUCUCCGAUGCAUCAUCAGAAAGCAUUGCACGAUACUCGAUUACGGCGAAAGCAUAUGCAAUCUUUUGACGGGAGCGCUAUUCACACAGUAUUUUUUGCUGUCGGGCACGCUCUGCUUCUCCGUUUUUACAAUUCUAUCAAGCAACAGUUCGGCGAUGGCAAACCAAAUGUCCAUAAUGGCAGGAACGUGCAUCGUGCAACUUUUCAUGAUCAGCUUGGCAGGAGAGUUGGUGUCCACGAGGAGCUUAGCACUGGCCGACGCUCUUUUGCAAAGCGAUUUCUGCUGUUCCAUUUUUGGGGAAUUAAAAAGUUCCGAGCUUCGGCAAACCGUGCUGAUGCAAUUGAGGAUGCAGAAACCGCUGAAACUUUCUAUCGGCACUUUGGGCGUCAUUAAUAUCGAGUUCUUUUCUCGAAUAAUGAAAGGAGUAUAUUCGUUUACCAUGUUACUGAGGACUAGCUACGUUUGAUUUUAUAAAUUGUUGAAAAUUCAAGUAAAACAUUUAAACCGCGAGCAUUUUUAGACAUUGUUUGUCAUCGACUUUUAUGCAUGCGUUACUAACUCAUUAAUAAACUUGUCAAUAUA
Messenger RNA from Nasonia vitripennis (jewel wasp), 2443 nucleotides. RefSeq names its product odorant receptor 295 (gene Or295). The record is from RefSeq and is a predicted model, not a curated record. Gene Ontology annotation, biological process: sensory perception of smell; detection of chemical stimulus involved in sensory perception of smell. The transcript is spliced from 8 exons. Lineage: Eukaryota; Metazoa; Arthropoda; Insecta; Hymenoptera; Pteromalidae. The coding region runs from base 1170 to 2327 and encodes 385 amino acids. Gene Ontology annotation, cellular component: plasma membrane. Gene Ontology annotation, molecular function: olfactory receptor activity; odorant binding.